Messenger RNA from Cydia pomonella (codling moth), 3669 nucleotides. RefSeq names its product proton-coupled amino acid transporter-like protein CG1139. Lineage: Eukaryota; Metazoa; Arthropoda; Insecta; Lepidoptera; Tortricidae. The record is from RefSeq and is a predicted model, not a curated record. Gene Ontology annotation, cellular component: vacuolar membrane. The transcript has 10 exons. Gene Ontology annotation, biological process: amino acid transmembrane transport. The coding region runs from base 326 to 1747 and encodes 473 amino acids. Gene Ontology annotation, molecular function: amino acid transmembrane transporter activity.
CGCGCCUCGCGUCUCGUCGCCGUACUCGCCGUGCUCGAGCAAACAGACACAGUCCAUCUCCGGCGGUCGGCCAGGCUACGCAUGCAACACCGCCGACAUCUCCGCGGCCGCCACUACACAAACCACGUUACAAAAAGGUUGUCGAGUCCUCGCGGGAACGUGCUCACAAUGGCUGAGAUAAGUGGAAGUUUCCUCAAUUUUACCACACUAGAACAGUGGUUGACGCAACAAUGACAAGAGAAUCCAUUCCGUGGAUACUUUACCUCUACCUACGUACUCAACUGGUCAGUCUCAUCACCUAUGCCUGUUUUGGUCAGAGUUGAACAUGAAGAAUGCAGAAAAAGUGAAUAUAAGCGCCAUCAGUAGGAGUGUCGUGUCUGUUAACCAAGAUGAAAGGAUUCCGUCUGAGGGGUAUGGCGUAUUUCAGUCAAGAGAGGCCAUCAUUCCACUAGAAAAGUCACAACUGGAGCCUGAGAAUGCAGAGUCAGAGCCGCACCAGGUCACCCAUCCCACGUCUUACUUGGAUACGAUGCUGCACAUCUUCCGAGGAAACAUCGGGUCGGGGCUGCUGGCCAUGGGCGACGCCUACAAAAACGGCGGCAUCGUCUUCGCGCCCAUCAUGACGGCUAUCCUAGGCGUUAUUUGCGUCCACGCGCAACAUCUGUUGCUCAAUUGUUCAGAAGAGAUGCACCGCCAAACAAAAAGGGAGAAACCGCCAAACUUUUCGGAAACAGUGUCCCUGGCGUUCGAGACCGGACCCCCGCGGCUGCGGCCGCUGGCCGCCACCAUGAAGGUGCUGGUGGACACCUUCCUGUGCGUCACCCAGCUUGGCUUCUGCUGUGUCUACAUCGUCUUCAUCGCUAAUAAUGUUAAAAUUAUCUGCGAGCAGUAUGGUAUCCACAUGGAGCUGUCGGUGCACAUGAUCUUCGUGCUGGUGCCGGUGCUGGCGUCGUGCAUGGUGCGGAACCUGAAGUACCUGACGCCGUUCUCUACGGUGGCCAACGUGCUGAUGGCGCUGGGCGUGGGCGCGGUCAUAUACGAGGCGGCGCACGGCCUGCCCGACGUCAGCACAAGGGACUACAUCGCCUCGUGGCGACAGCUACCUCUAUAUUUCGGAACUGCUGUGUAUGCCUUCGAAGGAAUUGGUUUGGUACUUCCGCUAAAGAACGAGAUGCGGCGUCCCGAGCUGUUCCAGAAGCCCCUGGGCGUACUCAAUGUCAGCAUGGUGGUGGUGGGCGCCAUCUUCGUGACCGUGGGCUUCCUCGGCUACCUCAAGUGGGGCGACGAAGUGCAGGGCAGCCUCACACUCAACAUGGCUCCUGGACAUAUCCUGAGUACCGUCGUGCAAGGCUUGAUCGCACUGGCCAUGCUGCUCACGUACCCGCUGCAGUUCUACGUGCCCGUGGCCAUUGCGUGGCCCGGCCUGCGCCGCAAGGUGGGCGCCGCCUCGCCCGUGGCCAAGGAGCUGGGCUUCCGGGCGGGGCUCGUGCUACUUACCUUCAUUCUUGCCGAAAGCAUACCCCAGCUGGGCCUGUUCAUCUCGCUGGUUGGCGCCAUCAGCAGCACGGCCCUGGCGCUCAUGUUCCCUCCGCUGAUAGAGAUAGUGAUGACCUCGCAGAAGCAAGGAGGAGUACCAUUCCGCAUGCUUGCCAAAGAUAUAUUUAUAAUUUUACUUGGGCUCUUUAUUUUUAUUACUGGUACUUACGAAAGUAUAUCUUCUAUUGUGACAGCUUUCAUAGCAAAAUGACAACUAUCUUCAUUAUUUUCUUACCUGUGUAAAUUAUAACUUAGUUACGCUUAGUAAAGCUUAGAAUUUAAUGCCCACUUAUCUUAUACUUCUAAUAUACUAAGCAAUUAGACAAUUGUAUAUUUUAGCAGUUUGAAAAUCGGAAACGAGCACUCAUUUAGUUACAUUUUAGAUGUUAUAGAAUGCCAUUUUAGAUGCCACUAUGCUAACAAUUCAAUUUUACAUAAUUAUUAAAAAUAUAUAAGUAUGUUAUAGUCAACUUUGUCGUAUCGAAUCCAUUACAUUUAAAAUGAGCAAACAAAAAUAUUAAUUAAGGCAAAUAAAUACAGAAGUCUUCCUGAAAGUGAGAAUGUUCGCUUAAUAAUUUAUGGUUGUGAUUAUAUCUGUUAAAAUCACUCCCAACGUUUCACCGAUGCCCUUAACUUUCUAGAUCCAAACAGACAUAUUAAAAGCAACGUAAUACAUAUUUGUAUGACAAAAAUAGCUACAUAAUUAACAAGUUAUGUGACAGACGUUCAACUGAUUUUUCCAUAGAUCCUUCCUUUCUUUUACUUUAUAUUUAUAUUUCCUUCAGAUCCUACAUAAUACACAUUCAGUACCUAUAUUUAGAAUAGGUAGUCAUGUAAUGCAGAUAUUUAAUAUAUGAGUAAUGAAUUUUAUCUGGGACUCGCAUGCACAAGUACACGGCCCUUACACAUAAGUACAUGAUUUAACUAAAACAGUGAGCGAUGAUUCGUCCACGUUGCAAGAAAGGGUUUCUAUAGGUAGUUGUUUGGUACGGGCCCCGAACGGGUGAGUAAAAGAAAUUAAUACAUAUUUGAUUUAUUAGUAUGCUUAAAACUUACAUAAAAUAAUCUAUUAUUCGCAAUAUACGUACCCAAUAUAAAUCUGUUUAGCUUGCGGCAUAAUUUAACAAGAGCGUCUGCUCUUGCAUGCUCGACUGAACUCUACUUUCCACUUGGUCGUUUGCUCAGUCAUGUUAUAUUUAAGAAAUUAUGAUUGUGACUACAUACUUGUGAAUAAGUACAAUGAAAUUUAUUUUCAUAUAAAUAAUUAUGAAUAUGUAGGUACUAUAUGCUUACUUACACUUUAUUAUGUAAGAUGUAAGUUUAAUUAUAAUAGCACAGUGAAUAUAUUUAUUUAUGGUCGAUUUAUUUAUUUUUAAAUAUGAAUUCUGAGAUCUGUUGAUUUUUUUCUAUGUUUAUUUAUCAUUGUCUCAAAUUUAGAUUUAUUCUUCUUCUUCCCUGCAUUUGUCACCGGCUUAUAGCCACGAUUCAUGAGAGCCUGGGCUCCGCUUGGCAAGUUGGCAACUAAUCCCAAGCAUUGGCGUAGGCACUUAUUUUUUUAUUUUAGAUUUAUUAAUAAAGUAUUGAUAAAUUGUGUAGCGUACUCACAUGCAGCCAACCGUUUGGCAUUUCACGCUCUAUUCUGAUGAUUGACCUGCCUAAUUAAUUUCACUGUGCUUUAAUAUAUUAUGUAGCCCUUACUAAGCACUAAAUAAGUAACUAUGCCACAGGUACUUUAAGCCUCACUGUUACCAAGCUUCUUGGUAUUUUGGGAACCCAUCUUACCUAUAAGUAAAAUUGCAAAUCAUUAGUUUAUUUACCGCAUUAAAAUAAUAACUUGGAUGGAAAUUGGAAUGAUAUAUGUAUUUAUAUUUUUAUUAUAAUCAUACCUGAUACGAAGUAGCUUUAGUAACGAUAAGUCUGUGAUACAGUGAGAGUGAAACUAAUGUGAUCGAUUAUGAAAACUGUAUUUAUUAUUUUCUAAGACAUUAUGGGUAACAUUAUUAGUCAUAGUCGCAAGUUUAUUACUGUAAUUUCCCAUUUACUAAAUAAUAAUGACACAUGAAAUAAAGAUAUUUAUAUAUAUGAAUAAUUUAUUACAAACCUAUUUUAAUAAAUAAAAUGGUGAAUAUGGGA